UCUGUUGUUUCUACUUUACAACUGUGGACACAGUCACUCCUUACUGAACAGAGUAAAAUCUAAAGUUUGGCGUACUGUAUCUAGUUUUCCUUCCUGGUUUGUGCAAGAUGGAGGAGGAGAAGAAGGUAAAGAAGUUGGGGUUGAACCCUUUUGCAAAGGAGUUCAAACCUUCAAAUCCAACUGAAGUGAUGGAGAGGGUUUUAUUAGAAGAUGAGUUCCACAAACUUGUUACUCAUGAACAGAAGAACAUCAUGUAUCUGCGGAGAGAGUUUGAUGAUAAUAUUAACAAAUGGGUUAAGGUUCCGCUCCCUUCAUUACCUUUCAUUAUUCUCAGAUUUUCUGGGAAUACCUCUUUGAUCAUCCGAAAUAUCCCAAAUCGAAUAAGUAGGAAGAUGUUGAUUCAGUUGCUAGAUAAGCAUUGUGAGGAACAGAACAAGAAGAUAAUGGGAUUAAAGAUUAAUCCUCCAAUUCUUCUCUCUGAAUUUGAUUUUGUGUAUCUUCCUGUAGAUUUCAAAUCCAAUCAGAACAAAGGUUAUGGGUUCGUGAACUUCACAAGUACUGCUGGAGCUUUUCGGUUCUUUAGAGCUUAUGACAUGCACAAAUGGGAUAUUUUCCACUCAAGGAAGACCUGUGAGAUUGAUUUUGCUGACAUUCAGGGAAGGGAAAACUUGGCGAAACAUUUCAUGAAAUCCACUUUCAUAUGUGAUACAAAUGCCUACUUGCCGGUGCAGUUCUCCCCUCCUCGCAAUGGCUUCUUGUCCCAGCAACCUACCAUUGGAACUAUUGGAAAAGUAAUCGUUCCAUUUCGGAAGUGUGUGGAAGUUGCUCCUUCUGAUUAGAUCCUAACCAUCCACCGACAGUUUCAGGCCAAACUCAGAAAAAACCAAAAGAGGAUACCAAAAGGUUUUAGGUUAGAAGAAGAAAAAAGGUGAUGAUUAGGGGUUUUUCCUUUUUUUGGGUAAUCUAUGAGAUGUGAUAUAGCUAGUCAUGAUUAGGGUUUUUUUCCUUUUUUUGGGUAAUCUGUUGAAGAUGAAGGGUGAGGACACCCGUGUUUUGGUUCUAUCCGCAAGUGGGUUUCAUUGGCAAUUAUGGAUGCCAAUGAUGCACUGCACUGGGGAAGGAAGUGGAAACAUGGGAGAGAUCCUGUAGUAGUUGAAAAGUCUCCUCUAAUUAUUGUUCUUGUUCUAGCUUAGUAGUAGUGUAAGUAAUGUGUAAUCUGAAAAGGAGUUCUCU
Molecule: messenger RNA, 1233 nt
Organism: Macadamia integrifolia
Lineage: Eukaryota; Viridiplantae; Streptophyta; Magnoliopsida; Proteales; Proteaceae
Product: protein terminal ear1 homolog
Exons: 4
Coding region: 108-839 (243 amino acids)
Molecular function (GO): RNA binding
Source: RefSeq, a predicted model, not a curated record